Molecule: messenger RNA, 2254 nt
Organism: Orbicella faveolata
Lineage: Eukaryota; Metazoa; Cnidaria; Anthozoa; Scleractinia; Merulinidae
Product: peroxisomal acyl-coenzyme A oxidase 1-like
Biological process (GO): fatty acid beta-oxidation using acyl-CoA oxidase; lipid homeostasis
Cellular component (GO): peroxisome
Molecular function (GO): fatty acid binding; acyl-CoA oxidase activity; FAD binding
Source: RefSeq, a predicted model, not a curated record
UCACGCGAUCACUGUGCUGGCCGCAUAGAGCUGACUGCGUCGUGAAACCAAAGCAAGAAAACUCUCGGCCGUUUUAAGUCCAGCGAGCUUAAUAACUUGGACUCAGGUUAUAAUGAAGGCAUCUAAUAACAAAGUGAAUCCUGACUUAGCGAAAGAGCGAGCGAAAGCUUCAUUUGACACAACAGAACUGACUUACCUGCUUCAUGGAGGACGACAGAAGACGGAGAGGAAGAGAUUCUUAGAGUCUUUGUUAGUGAAGGAUCCUGUGUUUAGCAAGGAAGAUGAAUAUGUCCUGGACCGCAAGCAUAAUUAUGAGAGAAAUUUGCAGAAAGGAUUACAGAUUGUCAAACUGGCCAAGAAAUAUCAAAUCACUGAUCAACAGGAGUUGGGCAUGUUAGAAAAGUCUGCAGGGGGUAUUUUUCCAUUUCACCUUAGCAGAGUUAUGUUUAUUCCCACUUUAAAGGGUCAGGGAACAGAGGAACAGAAAGCCAAGUGGCUGCCUUUAGCAGAAUCUUAUCAGAUUAUUGGAACUUAUGCACAGACUGAACUAGGACAUGGGACUUUUGUGCGAGGCUUGGAGACUACAGCAACAUACGACAAGACAACGCAAGAGUUUGUUAUUCAUUCACCGUCACUGUCAGCAUGUAAAUGGUGGCCAGGAAACAUGGGCAAGUCUUCAAAUUUUGCUGUUGUGCCUGCAAGGCUAAUAGUAGAUAAAAAGGAUCAUGGAAUACAGAUGUUCAUAGUUCAGCUGCGGGAUCGACAGACACAUCAGCCUCUGCCUGGUGUAACGGUAGGAGAUAUUGGAGCCAAAUUUUCUCCAACUCUGAAUGGAGCUGACAAUGGAUAUCUAAUGUUUGACCAUGUACGAAUUCCACUCGACCAAAUGCUGAUGGGGCUAGCAAAGCUUUCCCCUGAUGGCACCUUCACCAAACCAGCAAACACCAAACUUUUGUAUGGCACCAUGAGUUUUGUGCGAGCAGCCAUUGUUCAUGAUUGCUACGGCGGACUUUCCCAAGCAAUAACCAUUGCUAUUCGUUACAGUGCAGUACGGAGGCAGAGUCAACUCAAACCUAGUGAGCCGGAAGCACAGAUUAUCGCCUAUAAAACCCAACAGUACAAACUGUUACCAGGUUUAGCCAUGGCUUAUGCUACCAAGUUUACUUUUGACCAUGUCUGGAGAUCAUUUCAAGAAAUGCAGAAGCAAGUUGCUGCGGGAGAAUUUUCUAUGUUACCAGAGGUGCAUGCUAUCACCAGUGGUCUUAAAGCGUUCUGUACAUCAACAUCCAUGCACCAUGCUGAGACAUGUCGACUGGCUUGUGGUGGACAUGGUUUCUUACUGUACAGCGCUCUUCCUGGGUUAUACACAGUGCUAAAUGCUGCUUGCACUUACGAGGGAGAUAAUGACGUUCUUUAUUUACAAGUAGCUAGGUAUCUUAUGAAAUGUACUUCACAAGUUAAACAGGGUAAGACACCUCCCUUGUCACUUUCAUUCUUGUCGCGGAAACCAGAAUUGUGUCCAGUAACAAGAGGUGAAGAAUUCUUGGAUCCUCAAGUGCAAAGGAAAAUUUACUAGGAUAGAACAUCAAGCGAGGUUAUGGCUGUGGCAGAGAGAUUGCAGAGCAGAAUCUUUUCUGGAAUGGAUUCUGCUGAUGCUUGGAAUGAAGUGUCCGUAGACUUGAUACGUUGUGCAAAGGUAAAUCUUGCUGACAGAUUUUAUAAAGAAUUGAAACGAAAUGAGUACGAAGUAGGCCCUUUGAACGAUCUGGUCACAUGGUGCAAUAUCACACAUGCUGGGACGCAAGUUGCACGGUGGGACUUCCAAAACAAAGCAAUUCGUACCAGUCCACCUUGACUUGUUAUUUUGCGUGGUGUUCGGUUAAGGAAGGACUGGGUACUAGUAUUGCAGGGUGCGCUGGGUGUGAUGGGAUGCGACGAGGAUAGAAUCGCGAGAGAACUGAACACCAGCGCAAAACAGGAGACUUGACGAGGGAGAGAGGCUUUAAAGAGUCUACGCGGCGGAAGCCCGGUGUGUUUAAUCGUGUGGGUGAUGACCCAAUGUUUUGUUACCGGUAUUUAGACCCAUCUGAGCCCCUAUUGUUUAGUGUCAGUGUUACCAGUUAGUAAAUUCAACUUAAGUAAAUUUACUAAUACUUUAUUUCGAACCACAAGUUCGCAAAAAGUUAGAUCCAAGACGCCUAUUCUGAGGUCUCAUUUUUCUCGGCAAGUUGUUGGCUUGAACGUAAACAACAGA